AUGCCCCAGACACUCUUUACUCAAAAAGAGAAGGAGCAGCUAAUUCAGAGUCUCAGGACUCUCAAAGCAAAGCAGAGCGAGUAUCUACGGCGAGAGGCGGAUCGAAUUGCUAAAACUUGCGAACGAAAAGUCGCCAGAAGACUCAACAAAGUCAGCGUUACAAUCCAAUCGGUAAAAGUACAGCAGGUUCUAGAGUUGGAAAGGAAACAAUCGCCAACAUUGGCGGAUCUACGCACGGUUAAGGAUACUACAGAUUAA
This is a messenger RNA of Sungouiella intermedia, 258 nucleotides long. Lineage: Eukaryota; Fungi; Ascomycota; Pichiomycetes; Serinales; Metschnikowiaceae. The record is from the annotation of a GenBank genome assembly.